Aspergillus alliaceus is the source of this 1417-nucleotide messenger RNA. RefSeq lists its product as uncharacterized. The transcript has 3 exons. Bases 442 to 1044 code for a protein of 200 amino acids. NCBI's taxonomy places the organism in Eukaryota, Fungi, Ascomycota, Eurotiomycetes, Eurotiales, Aspergillaceae. The record is from RefSeq and is a predicted model, not a curated record.
CAGAAGAAACCCAUUUUCCUGUCUCGUUUGUCUGGUCCCUAGCGUGUCACCCCCGCUUGAGAUAUAAACAAAUACCCGUCCGUCCAUUCAAUAGUACUUUCCCAGUGGUUAGUGACUUGUUUUAGGAGCUAUACCAGUGCUACACUACUGUCGCUGCAGAUAAAUUCCACCCCCGGCUUAAAAUUCCACUUCUUUCCUCUUCCUUGUUUUCCCCCUUGUGCUUUCUCUCUUAUCUCCUACCAAUUCCCGCCCCUUCCAAUUGUUUUCCUCUCCCCAAGCGUUCUUGUAUCUAUCAUCUUCUCUCCAUCUCUGGCUCGAUUUAACGUCAGAUCCCAUCCGUUCAUACUGUCCUCAAAAUUAUUGAAUACCGAUCAAUUGAGGACCUUAUACUAUCCAUACAUACACACCACCACUGCCACCCCCAUCCGUCAACCAUUAAUUAUGUUGCCGAUCCUGUUUCUCUCCACUCUGGUAGCCUCCGCCGCAGCAGCUACUACUGCCAGCAACUACACCUUCCCUGAUGGAUUCGAUUUAAACCAGGUGAAGCAGGGAGACAAAUCUGCCUGGUGUCUCGCCGAGCGGAACGCCUGCCCAAAGAUCUGCGGCGGAGUCGCGGAGAAGAACACUUGCGAUUCGCAAACUCUUGAGUUCACUUGCACAUGCUCCAAUGGCACUGAUGCCGAUGUCGCGCCUUAUGCGCAGACCAUCCCUUUCUAUGUUUGCCAGGAGAAUUAUAGGCAAUGCAUUCAGCGCUCAACUGACCUGGACGGCGACGAGAAGUGUAAGAAAGCUCAAAGCCAGUGUGGCUCGAAGAAUGUUUCAGAUGCCUCUGGUACAUCUGCAUCGACUACUACGGCCACAUCUUUGCCCAAAUCGACUGGCUCCUCGGGAUCUAGCAACCACGAAACCUCAUCCACUGGCACCGCCACGAGCAGUGGUAGCACAAGCACAACGACCCCUAAUGCUGCCGUGGGCAUGGCCCAAGACCAUGCGACUGGAAUUCUGGCAACGGUGCUCUUCUUGGGUCUCCACCUCGUUCUGUAGGGUGGUAGCUUCUGAUUGCACGGCCAUGGCCUGAUCAGAAUUUGAUCAUGACACACGCGAUUACAAUCAUUUCCAAAGAAAAGCCCCGCUUGAUCUUGAUUUCUCGUUUAACCCUCUAUUCUUUGCGUCUAUAUGACUUACCGUGCAUCGUACUAUUCCCCCGUUCUUCACGCCACGGUUAAUGAGCUGUGUUAUGGUUUUGUGCAUGCGUUUGGUCGUUCCUUUACGAUUCUAGUCGACGAUACUCCAUAUGGAAGAAUAAUAGUCCUUCUUUGAUGUUUCGUACAGUUUCGAUAGUAGAUACACAGUAGUGGUAGGGUGAAAAGUAAGGCAAAAAUCUACUUCGUGAUCGUCACUAGUAUAAACGCUGAUC